AUGUACAUCCUGGGAAUAUUGUUUUCUCGCUCAGCAUGGCGUUUCAUCCCUUCCUCACAUUUUUUGGGUGUUUUUUUCAAUAAUUGUUUAUGUGGGCAUGCUUCGAAUCGGAAUCUUGUAAUGGUGGCGGGGCAUUCCAUUUAUACGAGCAGUAGUUGUGACAAGGUUGAUAAGGAGGAUUCAUGGUUUUUGGAGUCAUAUCAGAGGCAUCCAGGUCAAGCUGCUACUUUUGUUGCACAUAUACAGAAAGGGGUGGAGAUUGCAGCUGAUGAUGAUGAGGCAUUGCUCUUGUUCAGUGGGGGUGAGACGCGGAAGGAUGCAGGUCCACGAAGCGAAGCACAGAGUUAUUGGGUUGUUGCUGAGUCAAAAGGAUGGUUUGGCAAGCAAGACAGUGUGAGAUCAAGAGCGCUCACAGAAGAGCAUGCAAGAGACAGCUUUGAGAAUCUUCUCUUCAGUGUGUGCCGGUUCCGGGAGCUUACUGGCAAAUAUCCAAAAAAUAUAACUGUUGUGAGUUACGAUUUUAAGGAGGAGAGAUUUGUUCGUCUGCACCGAUCAACAAUUGGAUUUCCCGAGACAAGGUUCUUGUAUUCAGGCACACCUUCCCAAAAUUCAAGGGAAGCAGCUUUAAAAGGCGAAGCAUUGGUGAGGGCUCAAUUUCAAGAUGAUCCUUAUGGUUGUUUAGGUUCACUACGUCGUAAAAAGCUCGGCCGCGAUCCUUUUCAUCGGUCCAUACCUUAUCCCAAUGGAUGUCCUGAAAUCGAAGGAUUGUUCAGGUAUUGUGGGACUGCUCCAUACCCAGGCUACCUUCCAUGGGCUUAG
Molecule: messenger RNA, 819 nt
Organism: Fraxinus pennsylvanica
Lineage: Eukaryota; Viridiplantae; Streptophyta; Magnoliopsida; Lamiales; Oleaceae
Source: the annotation of a GenBank genome assembly